Molecule: messenger RNA, 1504 nt
Organism: Carica papaya (papaya)
Lineage: Eukaryota; Viridiplantae; Streptophyta; Magnoliopsida; Brassicales; Caricaceae
Source: RefSeq, a predicted model, not a curated record
AUGGCCCCAGCUCCGCAAAAAGCGACGCCCUGUUGCCUCCACCAGGGCGCCACCGACUCUCCUCCCAUCGUCGCUGCAGUCCCUACCGCAGCCAAUGUGGUUCCAGAUUGGCCUGUCGCCUCCACCGAUCGUCUCGACGAUCCGCGUGCCAAGAAAGCUGCCAUGGCGCCCCUGAUUCGUCCUGUUGAUUCGCUUCCAGAACCUUGCACUAAUCCCCCUACAAAAGCAUUUGUGGAAUGGCAGAAGUGGAAUUUUCGUAUUGGUUUCACUCCAAGGGAGGGUUUGGUAAUAUACUCUGUUGCUUAUGUUGAUGGUAGUCGGGGUCGGAGACCUGUUGCCCACAGAUUGAGUUUUGUGGAGAUGGUUGUCCCGUAUGGGGAUCCAAAUGAUCCACACUACAGAAAGAAUGCUUUUGAUGCUGGAGAAGAUGGGCUUGGAAAAAAUGCACAUUCCCUUAAGAAGGGAUGUGAUUGUUUGGGCUAUAUCAAGUAUUUUGAUGCUCAUUUUACAAAUUUCACUGGCGGAGUUGAAACAAUUGAGAACUGUGUAUGUUUGCAUGAGGAGGAUCAUGGUAUCCUAUGGAAGCAUCAAGAUUGGAGAACAGGUUUAGCCGAAGUUCGAAGGUCUAGACGGCUAACAGUUUCUUUUAUUUGCACUGUGGCUAACUAUGAGUAUGGUUUUUUCUGGCAUUUCUAUCAGGAUGGAAGAAUUGAAGCUGAAGUUAAACUUACAGGCAUCCUCAGUUUAGGAGCAUUGCAGCCUGGAGAAUUUCGAAAAUAUGGUAUAAUGAUUGCACCGGGAUUAUAUGCACCAGUGCAUCAGCACUUCUUUGUUGCUCGCAUGGACAUGGCUGUUGAUUGUAAGCCUGGUGAAACUUUUAAUCAGGUUGUUGAGGUGGACGUUAAAGUUGAGGAGCCCGGGGAGAAUAAUGUCCAUAAUAAUGCAUUCUAUGCUGAAGAGAGAUUGCUUAAAUCAGAACUGCAAGCAAUGCGUGAUUGCAAUCCCUUGACUGCUCGCCACUGGAUUGCUUGGCUUGAUUUGGUAUUUUCCUCUGAUACUUGCAGGUAUGUAUUUGGAAUCACCCAUGUUCCUCGGCUGGAAGAUUGGCCGGUUAUGCCAGUGGAACGCAUUGGUUUCAUGCUUAUGCCACAUGGAUUUUUCAACUGUUCUCCUGCUGUAGAUGUCCCGCCUAAUGCUUGUGAAUUGGAUGUGAAAGACAAUGACGUCAAAGACAAUGGAGUUGCCAAGCCUGUUCAGAACGAGUUGCUGUCCAAGCUUUGAGAAGUAUUCGGAAAGUGAUGGUCGGUGGUAUUUGGAAAACACAAUAAUCAAACUUUAUGCCUAGUUGUCACAUCCUCUUGUCUGGUCUUCCCUUUCAUAUUUUAUUAUUAGUUGGAUCUCUUUUGCUCAUAACAGAAUUUAUGAAUGCCAUUUGCUAGUCAAUUUCUGUUUUGCAUGCAUCAGCAAUAACAUUUGAUGUCUUUGUGGAAGGUUUUUGAUUUGA